AUGAAAGUCAGAAACCACCGUCUAGAGGCAGCAGAAAAACAAAGCCAAAAAGUUAUGGAACGACUGGCAGCUGAUAUGCUCUUUGGAUAUAAUGGUCCUCAAAAUGUAAAAGCAGCUGUAUUACUGUAUAAGCUUUUAGCUGAAGAAGGGUCACAUAAAAGCCAGACUGCAUUAGGAUUCUUGUCGUCAUAUGGAAUAGGAGUGGAAUAUAAUCAGACAAAGGCACUCGUAUAUUACACAUUUGCUAGUGUUGGAGGAAAUCUUAUAUCUCAGAUGAUCAUGGGUUACCGUUACUGGUUAGGAAUCGAUGUUCCAAAGAAUUGUGAAGCAGCGUUAACUAAUUAUAAGAAAGUUGCAAAGUUUGUAGCUAACAAAUUAGAAAAAAAUGAAGACAUACCAGUUGAAAGAGUGAGACUGAUGGAAAGGCCAGAAAAUCUGAGUAUUAAUGAGGUAUUCUUGGACUGGGAUUUACAUCAAUACUUUAAGUUUUUGGCUAAAAGAGGAAACACACGAAUACAGAUAUAUCUUGGACAGCUGCAUCUUGUGGGAAGAAGAGGACUAGAAAAAGAUCAUGCUAAAGCUUUCUACUACUUCCUAAAAGCAGCAAAUGCAGGGAAUGCAUAUGGGAUGGCAUUUGUUGGAAAGAUGUAUUUAAAAGGAAGUAGUGUUGUGACUCAGAGUGAUAUUACUGCUUUGAAGUUCUUCACCAUGGCAGCAGAUAAGGGUAAUUCUAUUGGACUCUGGGGGCUUGGUAUCCUUUAUUUAAAAGGUAGAGGUGUCCCACUGAAUUACACUGAAGCUUUUCAGUAUUUUCAAAAAGCAGCGGAGAAAGGAUAUGACAAUGCCCAAUUUCAGCUAGGAGUCAUGUAUCAUGGUGGUUUAGGAGUGAGGAGAGAUUUUAAACUUGCCUUCAAAUAUUUUGACUUGGCAUUUGAAAAUGGCCAUCUCCUUGCAGUAUACUAUUUGGCUCAGAUGUAUGCUGAAGGAACGGGAGUGUUUAAAUCCUGUCAAAAAGCAGUUGACCUUUAUAAAAUUGUAUGUGAGCUAGGAGGAUGGUCAGAAAUGUUCCGGACAGCAUAUUUUGCUUACCAGUCUGGUAAUAUUGACUCAUCUCUUGUCCAAUAUGCCUAUUUAGCUGAAAUGGGCUAUGAAGAAGCUCAGAUUAAUUCAGCUUACAUCAUGGAAUCUGAAAAAGUUAAACUUCUACAUAGAAAUCAAGUGUAUCCAUUGGCUCUUCUCUUAUUGAAGCAAGCUGCAAGUCAAGGCAAUAUAUUUGCCAGAGUUAAAAUUGGAGAUUAUUACUUCUAUGGCUUUGGAACAACAAAAGAUUAUGUUUCAGCAGUAACCUACUAUACUCUUGCUGCAAAUCAACUCAGCGCUGAAGCCAUGUUCAAUCUGGCAUACAUGUAUGAGCAUGGUUUAGGCGUUCCUCAGGAUAUACAUUUAGCUAGAAGAUGGUAUGACUUGGCAGCUGAAACCACCCCAGAUGCUGUCAUGCCAGUGUUCCUAGCAUAUGUAAAACUUGAGACUAUGCAUGUGCUUACAUAUCUGCCACUUCUCAGUCUUACUGCAAUCUGGAAACUGACAGUAUUUGAUGGUUUGCUAAGAAUAUAUUGGGAUAUGUUUAUGAUUAUAUUCCUGUUUGCAUUAGUGAUAUUGUUAAGAGCCCAUCAGCAAAACUGA
Molecule: messenger RNA, 1683 nt
Organism: Pseudonaja textilis
Lineage: Eukaryota; Metazoa; Chordata; Lepidosauria; Squamata; Elapidae
Source: RefSeq, a predicted model, not a curated record